Molecule: messenger RNA, 1595 nt
Organism: Syngnathus acus (greater pipefish)
Lineage: Eukaryota; Metazoa; Chordata; Actinopteri; Syngnathiformes; Syngnathidae
Gene: rbm17
Product: RNA binding motif protein 17
Exons: 13
Coding region: 140-1438 (432 amino acids)
Biological process (GO): mRNA cis splicing, via spliceosome; alternative mRNA splicing, via spliceosome
Cellular component (GO): precatalytic spliceosome
Molecular function (GO): RNA binding
Source: RefSeq, a predicted model, not a curated record
AGACGUCACGGAGUGUUGUUGACUGACGCGCUCGGUUUUUGCUUCCGUCUUGCAAGAACAUGCCUUUUUGUUCAAUGUGCAUCUAAAAGAAAUCAAUUCAUUCAAUUCAUAUCGACUUAACUCCAAAACGGUAACAGCAAUGUCGCUGUAUGAUGACCUCGGCGUGGGUGCAAGUGACACCAAGACCGAAGGAUGGUCCAAAAACUUCAAGCUGCUGCAGUCCCAGCUGAAGGUGAAGAAGGCAACUCUGACCCAAGCUAAGACGCAUCGGACGAAGCAAACUAAUGUUUUGGCUCCCGUCAUCGAUCUAAAGCGAGGCGGCCCCGCCGUUGAAGACAGACAAAUCCCAGACACUCCUCCAAUUGUCGCUGCUGCAGUCAAGGAGACCGCCCCCGCCGGCUUCUCCUCUGGAGAUGUGCUGAUCCCGCUUGCCGACGAGUACGACCCCAUGUUUCCCAACGACUAUGAGAAGGUGUUGAAGCGGCACAGGGAGGAAAGACAGCGGCAGAGGGAGCAGGAACGCCAGAAGGAGAUUGAGGACAGAGAAAAGAAAAGGAAAGACAGACAUGAAGGAGGAGCCCCAAGCGGCUUCUCGAGAUUCCCAGCAGCAGAGGAGGACUCUGAUGAAGACGAAGAUUAUGAGAAGGAGCGGCGAAAACGAAGUAUGGGUGGUGCUGCCAUUGCUCCGCCUUCAUCACUUGUGGACAGAGAUGGUUCUUCGGCAUACCCAUACGAGGACGAAGCUCGUCCAAGCAGAGGCUCAAAGGCCGCCAUCCCUCCGCCCAUGUACGAGGACUCGGAGCGGCCGCGUUCCCCACCCGGACCAACCAGUUCCUUCCUGGCCAACAUGGGGGGUACCGUGGCUCACAAAAUCAUGCAGAAGUACGGCUUCAAGGAGGGCCAAGGCCUAGGCAAGCACGAGCAGGGGCUGAGCACGGCGCUGUCUGUGGAAAAGACGAGCAAAAGAGGUGGCAAGAUUAUCAUCGGGGACUUGGCGGAAAAACCAGGGGCUCCAGCGCCAGUUGCUCCCGAGACUCCCGGAGGAGCAGGUGGGACCACCCAGUUGCCGUUCUGUUCUUCGUUUUGGGGCUCAGUGGAUUCCAAGAAGGCUGAUGCAAACCCGCUGACAGAGAUUCUCAAAAAUCCCACCAAGGUGGUCCUACUGAGGAACAUGGUGGGCCGAGGAGAGGUGGACGAAGACUUGGAGGGCGAGACCAAAGAAGAGUGCGAGAAAUACGGCAAAGUCAUUAAAUGCGUCAUCUUCGAGAUCGCCGAAGUGCCCGAUGACGAAGCGGUCAGAAUAUUUCUGGAGUUUGAAAGAGUGGAGUCGGCCAUUAAAGCUGUGGUGGAUCUGAACGGACGUUAUUUCGGCGGGCGGGUCGUCAAGGCCUGCUUCUACGAUCAAGACAAAUUUCGGGUUUUUAACCUGGGCGAGUAGUCACCAGGUCGUCGUCUCCUGUCAUGUAAAUACACCUGUUUUCUAUUUUCCUCAUCUGUUGUAUGAAUUGUGUGUAGUUUCAAUUUUUUUUUUUUUGGGUCAUAGUUCUGAGAUGGAAAAUACCUUUUGUCUCUAAAUAAUAAAGGACUAAAAUUCA